AUGUUACCCUACUUCAAAGGCCAAAAAGUCUUUGGCUAUAUCGAUGGCACCCACCAACAGCCUACUAAAACAAUUUCUUCUUCUGAUGGCUCCUCCCUACCCAACCCAGCCUAUGAUUUCUGGGAAACCCAAGAUAAUCUUAUCCUUAGCUGCAUUAAUUCUUCCAUCAAGGAGGAAUCUCGAGCCAAAGCGAUACAUGUUCGAUCUCAACUCUCUACUCUACGGAAAAGGAAUCAAUCUGCCACUGAUUACUUCAUGAUGAUCAAACGCCUCAUGGACGAGUUGGCCAUUGUUGGCCAACCUCUGCACUGUGAUGAUAUUAUCACUUAUUUACUUGCUGGACUAGGUCCAAAGUAUGAUUCUCUUGUGUCUUUGGUCUCUCACCUUGCUGACUCCCUCACCUUGGAAAAUCUUUAUUCCAUCUUGACGUGUGAGGCCCGCAUUCAACAUAAUAAUCAACCUCUAUCCUUGCCCAAUGCUUCGGCAAAUGUAGCCACCAAACAACAAUUUUCAGGAGGACAGGGUCGUGGUCACUCAUACACUCCUCGAGGCAGGGAGCGUGCUCAAUCCAAUGGUACCCGUGGAGGUGGUCGAUCCACCAACAUCUUAUGGUGUCAACUAUGUGACAAGCAAGGCCACACAGCUUCCCGCUGUUACAAAAGAUUUGAUCCUCAUUUCCAAACUCCACCACCCCGCUCAAAUCCACAAGCCAACUUAGCCUCCAACCAACCUCAACAGCAGUCUCAUGAACAAGAAUGGAUCUUCCGAAUUAAGAAACAUGCAAACGGCAAUAUUGAGCGUUUUAAAUAG
This is a messenger RNA of Vitis vinifera (wine grape), 810 nucleotides long. RefSeq lists its product as uncharacterized. The coding region runs from base 1 to 810 and encodes 269 amino acids. The record is from RefSeq and is a predicted model, not a curated record. NCBI's taxonomy places the organism in Eukaryota, Viridiplantae, Streptophyta, Magnoliopsida, Vitales, Vitaceae. The transcript has 2 exons.